Aphanomyces astaci is the source of this 3590-nucleotide messenger RNA. RefSeq lists its product as hypothetical. Gene Ontology annotation, biological process: chromosome organization. Lineage: Eukaryota; Oomycota; Saprolegniomycetes; Saprolegniales; Verrucalvaceae. The transcript has 2 exons. Gene Ontology annotation, molecular function: ATP hydrolysis activity; protein binding; ATP binding. The record is from RefSeq and is a predicted model, not a curated record. The coding region runs from base 29 to 3559 and encodes 1176 amino acids. Gene Ontology annotation, cellular component: chromosome.
GAAAGUGGUCGUCCAAGGGGAGAGCAACAUGUUCAUCGAGGAGGUGAUCAUCGAUGGCUUCAAGUCGUACGCCACGCGCACGGUCGUGAGUGGCUUUGACCCGCGGUUCAAUGCGAUCACGGGGCUCAAUGGAAGUGGCAAGAGUAACAUCCUGGACGCGAUCUGUUUCGUCCUGGGGAUCACGAACUUGUCGGCUGUGCGGGCGAGUAACCUGCAAGAACUUGUGUACAAACAAGGGCAGGCAGGGGUGACGAAAGCAAGCGUGACGAUCUUGUUCAACAACGAAGACAGCUCCAAGAGCCCCGUCGGGUACGAGCAAUACAAGCAGAUCUCGGUGGCGCGGCAAGUGGUGAUCGGCGGCAAGAACAAGUACCUGAUCAAUGGCCACACCGCCCAAGUGAACCAGGUCCAAAACCUGUUCCACUCAGUGCAGCUGAACGUGAACAACCCCCAUUUCUUGAUCAUGCAAGGUCGGAUCACCAAGGUUCUGAACAUGAAGCCGCCUGAAAUCCUUGGUAUGAUCGAAGAAGCGGCGGGCACGCGCAUGUACGAGAACAAGAAGCAGUCUGCGCUCAAAACGAUGGGGAAGAAGGAGAAGAAGGUGGACGAGAUCAACAAGAUCCUGGCCGAAGAAAUCACGCCGACGCUCGAGAAGCUCCGCAAGGAAAAGAUGAACUACAUGCAGUGGGCGGCCAACAACACAGAGAUGGAGCGCCUGGCUCGGUUUUGCAUUGCGUACGAGUUCACCAAGGCCGAGCAAGUGUCUGCCAAGUCGUCCACGGAGCUCAAGGACAUCCAGGACAAGCUCGAGACGCUGUCCCAAAUGCGUUUACACCACGAAGCGCUGAUGGAGUCGACGCAGGACAAGUUGGACGCAAUCAACUUGAACCGCAACAAGCACAUGCGCGGCGAGUUCCAAGGCCUCAAGGACAAGGAAGAAAGCCUCGGGAAGGAGCUUGUGAAGGUGCGCACGAAGCACACGAACGCCCAGUCCAGCCUCACGGCCACGGAAACCAACGUCCAGGCACUGCGAGAUCAACGCCGCGACGUCGAAGCCGCCAUCGACGCCAUGGCAGCGUCCCUUGCGACCAAACAAGCCGACUUUGACCGCAUUCAAGCCGCGCAUACGGACAAGUCGGACGCGCUCGCUGCGAUUGUCGACGAAAUCCAAUCGCUGAACGCUGGUGUGAGCAGCCACGUGAGCAAGAAAUCGCUCGGCGAGCAGCUAGCCGCGAGCCAAAAGGAGCUGCAGGAACAAACGUCGCUUUUGCAUCAGCUGACCAUGAAGAUCAAGCACAUGGAGACGAACUUGAAGACCAAGCAAGCCGCGCUGGCCACGACCAAGUCGCAAAAUGCCGCGUUGGAAGCCAAACAUGCAGCGUUGUCGGCGCAGAUCCAACACCUCCAAGACGACCUGUCGCGGUUGGGGUUCACAGAAGACAACCCCGUAAAGCGGCAGCGCCACGACCUCCAGCACACGCUGCAGAGUCUUCGUCGAGACUUGGACGAGGCGACGGCGAGUGUGUCAUCCAAACUCCGCUUCGAGUACCACAAUCCCCGUAUCGACCCCAGCAGCGUCAAGGGCAUGGUGGCCAAGCUGCUUACGUUAAAGCACGACUGGAGUGCCACGGCCCUUGAGCUGGCGGCGGGCGGCAAGCUGUACCACGUUGUUGUGGACACGGAUCAGACGGGCAAGCAGCUGCUGCAGCACGGCAAUCUCAAGACCCGCGUGACCAUCAUUCCGCUCAACCGCAUCACGCGAAAGGUGCUGCCGCCACAAAAGGUGGCCGCGGCCAAGGCGGUGGCACGUACCGAAGGCGGACAAGUGUGGGAAGCGCUCGAGCUCGUCGAGUGCGACCGCGACGUCCAGCCUGCGAUGGAGUACGCGUUUGGCACGACGCUGAUCUGCGACAAGAGCGACGUGGCUAAGCAAGUCACAUUCCACAGAGACGUGCAGACGCGGACCGUGACCCUUGAGGGCGACUCGUUUGACCCCGCCGGGACGCUCCAGGGGGGGUCCGCCCCCGCCAACAAUGCGUCGAUCCUGAAAAAAGUUCAAGUGCUCGUUGACCUCACGCGGAAAAUCCGGUCCACGGAACACGAACUGGACGAGUUGGACGCGCAAUAUCAAGCGUUGGAAAAGGACGCGCAAGUGUACCACAAGCUGCAUCAGCAGUUGGAUUUGAAACACCACGAGCGUGAGCUGCUUGAGAGCCAAAUGCAAGGGACGUCGUACGGCAUGAUCCAGCAGGAAAUCAAUCGCAUUCAGGACGACUUGGUCACGUCCAAGCUGGGUGUGGACACGGCGGAGGCGGCGAUCGCCCGGCUGCGCAAUCAAGUGGACACGCUGCAGCAAGACAUUGACUCGCUCAAGCACUCCCGGUCCAGUCGCCUCGCGCAGUUGGAAGUGCGCCAAAAACAAGCCAAGAUCGACGUGUCGGCAGCGUCGAACGUGCUCAAGCAGCACGACCAAGAGCUGUCGGAGAUCAAACUCGAGCUCGAGUCGGUGCAAAGCGAGCGUGAGACCGCGCUCGAGUCGUUGAAAGCGGCCGAAGACGAUCGCGUGCGGCUCUUGGCCGACGUCGACAAGUGCGCCGACCACUUGGAGCGUGUGGAGCGAGACGCUCGUGCCGUGGGCGACCAGCUCAAAGCCAAACGGGAUGCGUUGAACGCAUGCGAUAAUGAACUCAAGACGCUGCAGGGCGAGCUCAAUGGCCACGAGACCGCCAUGAACGACUGCGACAUUGAGAUCAAGAAGAUCGAGCACCGCAUCCAGCGCAUCCAAAAGGAAACCACGACGUCGCACACGGCCGUCAACCAUUUGCUGGACACACACAGCUGGAUCGCGACGGAGCGGCAGUACUUUGGCAAGGAGCACACAGACUAUGACUUUCGGCAAAAGGAUUACCCCACCGCGCAAAAGCGGCUGGCGGGGCUCAAAGACACGCAGGGUGCGUUGUCUAAGAAGAUCAACAAGAAAGUGAUGGGCAUGAUCGAAAAGGCCGAGCACGAGUACCAGAGCUUGAUGACCAAGCGCGGGAUCAUCGAGAACGACAAGACCAAGAUCACGGCCGUGAUUCAAGAGCUCGACGCCAAGAAGAACGAGGCGCUGGAAACCACAUGGGUCAAGGUGAACACAGACUUUGGCGCGAUCUUUAGCACGCUACUGCCGGGUACGACGGCCAAGUUGGACCCGCCCGAGCAUGGUACGGUGCUGGACGGGCUCGUGGUCAAGGUCGCGUUUGGCCAGGUGUGGAAGGAGAGUCUGACCGAACUGAGCGGCGGACAGCGCUCGCUGUUGGCGCUGUCGCUGAUCCUGUCACUGUUGCUGUUCAAGCCCGCGCCCAUGUACAUUCUGGACGAGGUGGACGCAGCGCUGGACUUGUCGCACACGCAAAACAUCGGCCAGAUGAUCCGCACGCACUUUUCGCACUCGCAAUUCAUCGUCGUGUCGCUCAAGGAGGGUAUGUUCAACAACGCGAACGUUGUGUUCCGCACCAAGUUUGUCGACGGCGUCUCGGCCGUGUCGAGGAGUACACCCCAUGCAUCGCAUCGAUAAGCACAACAAAUAUAUGUUUGUCUCUCAAAAA